UUCGUUGCUUCAACCAUGGCGAUGUGGUGUCCGCGGGUGUUUCUUCUUCCUUCGACCAUCGUCGUCUUCCUCUUCUUUGUCUCUCAGAUCCUCGUUCAGUCCACUCACGCUUCCGCGGAGGGGUUCACUCGACCCCCUCCCGGGAACAUCAUAUUCUCUGAGCACGAGCGGUCCAAAUCGGAGCCUCAACAGGUGCAUAUUUCGCUCGCCGGAAGCGAUCACAUGAGAGUGACAUGGGUUACGGAGGACCACAAGGCGCAAUCGACUGUGGAGUACGACACGGCUCCAGGACAAUACACCACCAGGAUAAGAGGAGAGCAUACUUCCUAUACGUACUUCUCCUACUCCUCCGGCAAAAUCCACCACGUCAAGAUCGGGCCGCUGGAGCCGGCCACAACUUAUUACUACCGCUGCGGUGCAUCCGGCCCGGAGUUCUCCUUCAAGACGCCGCCUUCCACCUUCCCCAUCGAAUUCGCUGUGGUUGGUGACCUAGGGCAAACAGACUGGACCAAAUCGACCCUAGAGCAUGUCGAGAGCAAGGACUAUGAUGUCUUCCUACUGCCGGGUGAUCUCUCGUAUGCCGACAGCCAGCAGCCACUUUGGGACUCCUUUGGCCGCCUGGUUGAGCCAAUUGCAAGCCGCCGGCCAUGGAUGGUCACCGAGGGCAACCAUGAGAUUGAGAUACACCCCGUCGUCUUUCCCCAAGGGUUCAAGGCUUACAACACCCGUUGGCUCAUGCCUUACGAGGAAAGCGGGUCUGAAUCAAACCUCUAUUACUCAUUUGAUGUCGCCGGUGGCAGCAUCCACAUCAUCAUGCUGGGGUCAUACACCGAGUUCGACUCUGACUCAGCUCAGUACAAGUGGCUUCAACAGGACCUAGCGAAGAUUGAUCGGAAGAUGACCCCGUGGGUGUUUGUGCUAUUGCACGCGCCGUGGUACAACACGAAUAUGGCCCAUCAAGGGGAAGGCGAGAGCAUGAGGAAGGCGAUGGAGGAAUUGUUGUAUGGCGCACGGGUUGACAUCGUCUUUGCCGGGCAUGUUCAUGCCUACGAAAGAUUUACGAGGAUUUACGACAAUGAGGCUGACUCGUGUGGACCUGUCUAUGUAACCAUUGGAGAUGGAGGGAACAGAGAAGGUCUUGCAAUGUCGUACAAGGAACCAGCUUCGCCUCUAUCGAUGUUCAGGGAGGCGAGCUUCGGACACGGGAGGCUGAGGGUACUCAACCAUACACAUAUGCACUGGUCGUGGCACCGCAAUGACGAUGCCAACUCUGUUGUCGCCGACGAGGUUUGGCUAGAGAGCUUGAGCGCCUCAGGUACAUGCAUGGGUCAACCAACAUCUUCACUUAAGGAUGAACUUUGAGCACAAACGAAGCCGCGGUAUAGAUCCUUAGGUCCAGCAUCGGUCAAAUUGCAUGAUUGGUGAUUGUGGGUUGAUAUGUUGAAAGGGUCCUAGAAAUUUAGCCAAAUUGCCUGUUUGGCAAUCUUUAAUUUCCCCUUUGAAUUCCUUCUUAGAUACAGUUUCUUGUAACUAGAUGGGAUUUUUAGCCUUUGUUAACGAUGCAAAUAAUUCCUCGAAAGCAAUUGGUUGGGUUU
Molecule: messenger RNA, 1595 nt
Organism: Rhodamnia argentea
Lineage: Eukaryota; Viridiplantae; Streptophyta; Magnoliopsida; Myrtales; Myrtaceae
Product: purple acid phosphatase 22-like
Exons: 5
Coding region: 16-1362 (448 amino acids)
Molecular function (GO): metal ion binding; acid phosphatase activity
Source: RefSeq, a predicted model, not a curated record